Molecule: messenger RNA, 528 nt
Organism: Dermacentor albipictus
Lineage: Eukaryota; Metazoa; Arthropoda; Arachnida; Ixodida; Ixodidae
Product: ipis-1-like
Molecular function (GO): serine-type endopeptidase inhibitor activity
Source: RefSeq, a predicted model, not a curated record
AUGAAGUCCCCAAACAUAGAUGCCUCUCUGCUGAAGUUAUCCUUGCGUCUGUACAAGCAAGUCCUUUGCCAAAACAACCAGAUUGAUAACAUCGUCUGCUCACCCAUAAUCAUCGCCGCCGCGAUCUCCAUCCUGCUCGCCAGUGCCCGCAACAAAACUGCCAAGGAACUGUACGGCUUGCUCCAGGUAAAGGUAAGCGUCGAUAAGUUGCGCGAUCAUUCUUCCGCGCUUCUCCCCGACCUAAAUACAUACGCUCCCGAGGCCUCCUUCCACGUGGGAAGCCGGAUGUACAUCGAGCAGCAGCUUCCGGUGCAAGCCGGCUAUAUCUCCCUUCAGCAAAAUUUCUUCGGGACGACUGUCAAGUCCGUCAACUUGAAGAACAGUCUCGAAGCGGCGCGGCAGGAAGCAAAUGCGUGGGUUGCGCAAGAGACGGCCUCCAAGAUUCGGGAACUCAUCCCGCCGGAAAUCAUCGAUGUCGAUACAGCGUCGAUCCUGUUGAACGCCGUCUACGUCCAGGGAUUCUGGUAG